AAAAUGUAUUUUAUUUUAGAGCAAAAGAUGAUUUGAAAAAAGAAACUGAUCCUUUUAAAAAGAAGGUUCUGGACGGUAGACAAUUAGCUUUGAAAAUAAGUGCUAACAGUGUAUAUGGGUUUACGGGAGCUCAAGUUGGAAAAUUACCCUGUUUGGCUAUUUCCCAGAGUGUGACGGCUUUUGGUCGUAUGAUGAUUGACGAAACAAAGAGACUCGUUGAGGAGAAGUAUAAAGUAGAGAAUGGCUAUUCUCAUACAGCCAAGGUCAUUUAUGGGGACACUGAUUCCGUGAUGGUCAAUUUCGGAGUCAAAACUGUGAAAGAAGCUAUGGACCUUGGACGAGAAGCAGCCAAUUUCGUUUCAAGUCAUUUUGAAAAACCCAUUAAACUGGAAUUUGAAAAAGUUUACUAUCCCUAUCUGCUGAUCAACAAGAAGCGAUAUGCUGGUCUUUACUUUACAAGACCAGAAACCCAUGAUAAAAUGGAUUGCAAAGGAAUCGAAACUGUAAGAAGAGAUAACUGUCCUUUGGUUGCAAAUCUCAUCAAUUCUUGUUUAAAGAAACUCCUUAUCGACAGGGAUCCAGAGGGUGCUUGUGACUAUGCCAAACAAACUAUAGCAGAUUUGCUUUGUAACCGAAUCGACAUAUCACAAUUAGUUAUUACUAAAGAGUUGACAAAAACAGAUGAAGAAUAUGCAGCUAAACAAGCUCAUGUUGAACUGGCUCAUCGAAUGAAGAAGCGUGAUCCCGGAAGUGCACCAAAUCUGGGAGACAGAGUACCCUAUGUUAUAAUCGCUGCAAGUAAAAAGACGGCUGCUUAUUUGAAAUCUGAAGAUCCAAUUUAUGUGUUAGAAAAUAACAUUCCAAUUGAUACGCAGUAUUACUUAGAAAACCAAAUAUCUAAACCAUUGUUACGAAUAUUUGAACCAGUGCUUGGCGAAAAAGCAGAAUCUAUUCUUCUCUGUGGUGACCAUACACGUACAAAAACUAUAGUUACAUCCAAAAUCGGAGCUUUGUCAGCUUUUACGCAGAAGAAAAGUACCUGCCUUGGCUGUCGAUCAGUUUUAAAAGCAGAUGAUUCAGUUUGUGAACAUUGUAAGUGUAAAGAAAGUGAAAUAUAUCAAACUGAGGUUUAUUAUCUGCAAGAUCUUGAGAAAAAAUUUGCUCGUCUGUGGACAGAAUGCCAAAGGUGUCAGGGAAGUCUGCAUCAAGAAAUAUUGUGCACUAGCCGAGAUUGUCCUAUAUUUUAUAUGCGGAUCAAAGCGAGGAAGGAUCUGACCGAUCAAGAAAAAGUCAUUGAGAGAUUUGGUCAUCCCACACUUGACUGGUAGAUUUGUUCCUUCCUUUUUAGCUGUGCUACUUUUAUUUAUUUUUUUUUAUAAAUACAAAAACUUUUUCAUGUCAUCUCUUGUUUCAAAUUUUAAAUAAAUAACUUAUUUUUCCUAAAUUUAUAAAACACUUGUCCAAUAAAGUAAAAAAAUACGAUGUUCAGUCUAGUGUUGUUUUCUAUUGCUGUAAGUUUUAAAAAUUAAAAUCAGCUGAUUCAAUUGUUUCAAGCUGUAACUAAUGUAUAUUUCGUGUAAAUUUAAAAAAUUUAAGUUCCACUUACUUUGCUCUCUUCUAAUUGCAAAUGUAAAAAUUGUAUUUAAUUUUUAAAAUUAAAAAAUUUGUUUUGCAUUUAUGAUGUUUAGUGUUCAUUGAAAAUAUAAUAUUUGUUCUGAGUGUGUUUUAAUUUUUCGUUGAAUUUGUCAAUUCUUAACUGUUUAUUAUUUUAAUUAAGAUUUUUUAUAAAACUUGUGUUAAACCUAUAUUCCUCGGUGCUCAAAAUGUUUUGAACUUCUAUUGAUAUGAUGGUUCCUGUAUAAUAAUUGCUUAUAUUGUGCCUAUUAAAAAAGUUAAAUUUAUAUCCUAUUAGCUAACUUGAUUUGUUAGCACUUGUAUAUAGUUAUAAUGCUCAUUAAUGUGUUGACAAACUAAAUUACUUGAACCGAACAACUUGAAGAUCUUCAAAGUGUUUGAUAUUCAAGUGUUUGACAAGAUAUUCAGUUUUUGUCUGGAAAAAAUAACUUGCUUUUAGGGGUUUUUUUUAAAAAUUAAUUCUGUUUAAUGAGAUUGUAUGCUUGAAUAAAAAGUAUUCACUUAAUUUAGUUGAGUUGCUUUUAGUAAAAAGGUUCUACCCUUUUAGGUUUCAUAUAAUUAUUUUCUUAAUAAAGCUUAAA
This is a messenger RNA of Parasteatoda tepidariorum (common house spider), 2216 nucleotides long. Its product is annotated as DNA polymerase delta catalytic subunit. Gene Ontology annotation, molecular function: DNA-directed DNA polymerase activity; 3'-5'-DNA exonuclease activity; DNA binding. Gene Ontology annotation, biological process: DNA-templated DNA replication; base-excision repair, gap-filling; DNA replication proofreading. Lineage: Eukaryota; Metazoa; Arthropoda; Arachnida; Araneae; Theridiidae. Gene Ontology annotation, cellular component: delta DNA polymerase complex. The record is from RefSeq and is a predicted model, not a curated record.